AUGAGUAAAUUAUUGAUGAUAUUUUUGUCGUUCUUAACUUUGAUUGAGCAUUCUGGUGGGUAUAAGAUUUUGGUAUGGUCGCCAACCAUCAGCAAGUCCCAUAUGAUCCAAAACGGUCGGUUGGCGGAUGCGUUGGCUAAGGAUGGACAUAAUGUUGUGAGUAAAGCGCAUGCUUUUACAUAAGGGCUCAUAUAAACUUUAAGGUAGCUACAGUAGUCCAAAUAGCUUGUCCCUUUUCUAGACUGUCCUCGAAACUGACGUAGUCGAACUCCCCGGAUCUCUGAAAGUUGUCAAACACGCAAAUCUCUGGACAGAAACCUUUGAUUGGCCCGAAAGAGAGCGAAUUCUAUCUAAAAAUUUGGACCUCCUCUCCUAUGGAGUCCUCAAUGGAAUUGGCCAUAUGGAUGCAAUAAACCGCAAGUCUGGAGAGUCUUGUCUAGGUUAGCUUUCUCAAUGGUAUCUUUUGUUGUUAUCUGUAGGAUUAAAAAUCAAAUUUUAAGCCCUUCUCCGAGACAGAAGGAUAAUUCAAAAAAUCGCAGCCGAAAAAUUUGAUGUCAUCAUUUUUGGGCAAUUUGAUGUUUGCCCUUUUGUAAUCGCUCAUAUGCUCAAUAUCUCUGUCAAGAUUUGGAUGAGCAGUUGUCCAAUUAUCGAGCAUCAAGCAACUUUGGUUGGAAUACCAGCGGAAUUCAGUUAUGUCCCUGCGGCGAUAAACGGAUUCACCGGGGAUCGGAUGACAAUCAUUGAGAGAUUCUGGAACAUUGUGAAAAGAUUUGGACAAAGUUACAGCUACUUGAAGUACUGGGAUGAGUUUUAUGCAAAGUUGAAAUUGGAGUAUGAUGGGUAAGGAGUUUGUGCGAACUGUUGCGGGAAAACUUUGGAUAAACUAGGCCAUAAUUCCAGAGGAAAUAUUCAUGGCAUCUUUCUUUAAUUUUAGUGAUAUUACCCACCCAAUCGACCUCGCCAAGACCACUGAUCUCGUCUUUAUCAACACUGAUGAGCUCCUCGACUUCCCUCGCCCCCUCCCUCCUAAUGUCAUCCAUAUUGGCGGAUUUGGGAUGGAUAAAGUUGAUACUACUCUUACCAAAGAAUACGAGGCUCUAAUGUCCGAAGGAAAGGAAGGAAUUGUCUAUUUUUCUUUCGGAUCCAUAGUUCCAACCAAUUCUCUUCCGCAGACAUACAGGAAGAAUAUCAUUGACAGCUUUGGCAGAUUGAAGGAUUAUUUUUUCAUUAUGAAGAUCUCAGAGAACGACAAAUUUUCUGCCGGAUACGCUAAAGGUUUUAAAAACGUCUUUAUCAGCAGCUGGGCACCGCAAACUGCUAUCUUAGGUAGACUAAAUAUCGAAACCAACGAAGUGCAGCCUAAUUUUUUAGCCCAUCCUCGAACGAAGCUCUUCAUUACCCAUGGAGGAUAUAACAGUAUCAUGGAAGCUUCAAGAUUUUCGGUACCAUUGCUCCUUAUAGGAAUGUUCUCUGACCAGCCAAGAAAUUCAAAAUUGGUCGAAAGAAAUGGAUGGGGUCUGAGCUUGGAUAAGAGAUCGUUACUGUAUGGGACGGAGGAAUUCGAAGGGAGAAUUCAGGAACUUUUGACCAAUCUAACGUAAGUUUAGUUAUACCGAGAUCAAUCGGUAAAAAAUACGAGGUAUCAACCUCUAUGUAGUGUCAAAAGAGCUGCCGGAAAUGAAAACUAAAGCCUUGAAUCCGAUUGGAUUUCAGCUACAAACAAAAUGCCAUAAGAAUUACUAACCUCGCCAAGACAAAGCCACAGACUGGAGAACAGCGCCUUCUUUCUUAUGUCAGAUUUCUUGAAUCUAAUGGCGGCCAUCUUCCGGAACUGAAAACUAUCGCCAGCGACUUGUCGCUGAUCGAAUACUUAAAUCUUGAUGUUUUGGCUGCAACACUCUUAUUCAUCAUUCUCAUUGCUGCGACAGUCGUUUAUGUUAUCAGAAAAACUCUGCCGAUUGUUGUGAAUGUAGCAAAAAGAAAAAUUGAAUGA
Molecule: messenger RNA, 1993 nt
Organism: Bursaphelenchus xylophilus (pine wood nematode)
Lineage: Eukaryota; Metazoa; Nematoda; Chromadorea; Rhabditida; Aphelenchoididae
Source: the annotation of a GenBank genome assembly